This is a messenger RNA of Trypanosoma cruzi, 678 nucleotides long. RefSeq lists its product as uncharacterized. The coding region runs from base 1 to 678 and encodes 225 amino acids. NCBI's taxonomy places the organism in Eukaryota, Euglenozoa, Kinetoplastea, Trypanosomatida, Trypanosomatidae. The record is from RefSeq and is a predicted model, not a curated record. The transcript has a single exon.
AUGACAACGAAUCGAUGUAUCCACGCUGCGGCUGCGGCCCCGUACGAGAGAUAUAUGACGACGAAUCGAAGUAUUCACGCUGCGGCGGCGCACCCUAAACAUGUCGCUUUCGUUUUCCAGGGGACAACGCAAAUGUGCUCGAUUGUUCGAAGGUCGAAAUUAACACCUUACGUGAAAAUGGGUCGCGCGACCACAUUUUUUUUAGCUCAGUGGCAAACAAGCUCACAAUGUCAUCCGGGACGCGGGUUCGAGUCCCGAAGAAGCCCAAGUUUUUUCCUUUUUUUUUUUUUGGGAAUUCUUGUUUCUUAUUGCUUUUUAAACUUCUGGUUUGCAGGACGGUGUGCGAGUUCUGCAAUCGCACUGAUUCCAUCAGUUUCGUGGUGUGUGCGGCUGCUGCUGCGGUGGUGGCCGCGUGAGAGUGAGGGAGAGAGCCAUGCACCGCCCGCACACACACUCGUCCUUCUCUCUCUCUCUGUGUGUGUGUGUGUCCCCUUGCAUGGACUCUCGCCCUCACCUCAUCCCACGAAGCACACACAUAAUGUGCCCAUUGUAUAUAUUGCAUGCGCACCCAUGCAUGCCCGUUGGUGCUCUCUUUUGCAUGACACGCACCGCUGCCGUCCUGCCUGGCUGCAUGGGCGGAGCACCGUAACUGUUUCUGUUUUGUUUUUAUUGCAUUGA